UUGGAAAGUAGUGACUUCGCUGUGGGGCAGUGUAUCGUGUAAGUGGAACUAUCCAACUUGACAAAGAUAUCUGAGAAUUUGAAGACGUCUUUGGAACGAAGAACUAGACUACCUGAAGGAUUCAGAAGAACCGUUUUAAUUAUUUUCGAUGCAAAAUUUCACGAACCAAAAUUCAAAGAUGUCGCUGAAUAUCGGUUUUGUGGUGGCACAACUAAAAUGGUUUUGUCAUCCAACUGGAUAGAUUAAAACAGCGGUUGUCUGCUUUCGUGGUAGUUUUCCUAAACAUCAUAGUGGAAUAAACGUAGACUAUAACCUGCUGCUCAUGACAAUGGGGCGAGUAAUAAGCCUACAAACAUUUUGCGUAUUAAGCAUCUUCAUUGACAUGAUGUAUUGUGGUAACGCUAGACAGGUGCGCUCGCUGCCCCAAACUGUUGCUCGAAAGGAUCCCGGGGUCUCCAGCCAGCUUGAUAAGAACAUACUUGAACUGAUUGAGCGCCUUCAUGCAUUAUCCGGAAAACUAAACACUGGCCCCAGCGUCCGAAGCGGCAUCCCUCCAGAGCCUCAGAUAUCCGGACAACCGACGAGCCGGGCUGGUGGUACCACCUUCACAAUGCCGGGGGGCAUAGACUUUAGUAGCUACUAUGGAGUCUUGAGCGGAAUAUUAGCCGUAUACGGGCCGCUACUUAAAGAAAGGUUUGUAGAGAACCUUCCAAAAACUAUAGUAUGUAUUUUAUCCGGGAGACAGGACUGUGGAUUGGAAGCCGAGCUGACCAGAGCAAUAUCGCUUGAACUGGGCAAGCCUUUCCUAGAGCUCCUGUCAUCGCUCACAUCUCAGACCUGCCCUAGCAGGAGCGCGGAGCUACCCAGUUUCCUCAACUCUUAUCUUAGAAUGGGGGACGCCAACGGUACUACCUCCCUUCAGGAGAUGGUCAUAACAGCUCUGUCUCAGCUACCACUGUCUGGCAAUCUGGUCUCCGCCCUCAGUGGCCUUGUGGACAUGACGUUCCCUCCUAUUGUCACAUAUUUGACAGAUUUCAUGAUAACUUUUAUUCAAACUCCCAUGGACUAUGUCAAACUAGGACUGCAGUUAGGAAUCAAGAUUCCCUCCAUAGACCAAAGUGGGCAGUGCCAGCAAGGGGACCUCAAACAGCUCAUCAUGUGGGGGAUGAGCCACAAUGUGACCUGGUCGUUUGGUAAUGCCAUCCUGGACAUCUUCCUGGGUCCAGGGCCAGCCCCUUGCUACCCAGCCUCAAACUGUCAGAACCCCACUGGCCCCGUCAGCCGUUCCCUAGACAGCAGCAUUGCCUUGGACCCCCUGACCUGUGACCGCCACACCCUGGCCCACUUCAAUGACACCUCCUGCCCUGACAUCAUCAAAAAGGGACAGCAGGGCCUUGACCCGGGCUCCACCUCCCUGCUGACGUUCUGCCAGGCUCUGAGCACGCUCAGUAGUGCCCAGCUGGAGCAGGUGUGGAGCACCUCCUGCCAGAUGGUUUUGGGGGUGACCAUGCCCCUGAUGCAGAGAGCCUCCUGUAUGUUAGAAGCCCCGCUUACCUCGCCACCACCCCGCGCUCCCUCUCGAGUCGCCAGGGCAGCCGUCAACCUCAACUCACUUGCUUGCAACUAUGGCAAUUGGUCAGGAAGUGGACAGGUAGAUGCAGGGCUGGUGACCCUUUGCAGUGAAAAUGAUCGUGACGAGUUUGUGAGCCGUGUGUGUCAGAAUGCAUCCACGAUGAAGAAGCUUCUGUUAGACCCUCAGAACACUUGGCUGUGGGGCUACUGCUCCAACACCACCCAGAACUAUGUGGUGUCCCAGUUCUGCAGGUAUGACAUGUGGCUGGCGGAGGGUGUGGUAGACCCAUCCCUGGUGGCGUUCUGCUGGGAGCAGGAUCGGGAACGGUUCAAGGCCCUGCUCUGUGAUGACUUGAACUUUUUCGUGGUUCUGUACUCCAACCCAGCCAACAACUGGCUGCAACCCAACUGUACCAUGGCACCGCCUCCAGUGGACACCAACACCCUGGUGGCCGAAGAGUGCAACUACGCCAGCUGGAAGGACAUGAAACAGGUUACCAUGAACACAGUGUCCCUGUGCGUUCAGUACGACCCCCAGAGCUUCAUCUAUGUCAUCUGUAGCAACUCCACCUUCCUGGCUGCGCUGUUGCAUAUCCCCGGCCUUGACUGGGUGAACGACUACUGUGCUCUCAACGGGAACGCCCCGCAUACAGACCCCCCAUCCUUGUUCAACAUCCAGGACUGGUGUAACUACCAGUUGUGGGGUGGGCUGAUGAUCGACUCCUCCCUGGUGGGCCUGUGUUGGCAACAGGACCAGCUCAGCUUCUCGAAGAAUGUGUGCUGCAACAUACCUCUAUUUGAGCAGUUGACUCUUGACCCCCAGAACUCCUGGCUGAUGUCAGUAUGCUCUGAGCAGGACAAUUCACUUCUGAUUUCCCAGCUGUGCCACUAUGCAGACUGGAACCAGCCCAUCAUUGUUGACAUGACGGACUUGGCGUUCUGCGCCGAGUUCGACCCGCUCAACUUCACUCGUCGGGUUUGCUCCAACAGAACCGUGCUGCAGAACUUGCUAGCCAACCUGGACAACACCUGGCUGCUGCAGCACUGCGCCAACCAGACAGGGGGGGCCGAGGGAGACCUGCUGGGCUUCAGGCCAGCCGUGCAGUGCCAGUACAAGAGCUGGUCCAUCUCCAUACCGGACCAGGCGCUGCUGGCUCUGUGCUGGGACUACGACCAGGCAAACUUUGUCUCCUCCAUCUGCCCAGACGCUGGCCUCCUGGCUAAGCUGAUCCGAGAGCCCUCUGCCGUCUGGGUGGGCCAGCUGUGUGCCACCUACACCAACCACAUCUCUGUGAAUGGCAGUUCAACUGGACCUGCUCUGCUGACUUGA
Messenger RNA from Osmerus eperlanus (European smelt), 2902 nucleotides. RefSeq names its product stereocilin-like. Lineage: Eukaryota; Metazoa; Chordata; Actinopteri; Osmeriformes; Osmeridae. The coding region runs from base 323 to 2902 and encodes 859 amino acids. The record is from RefSeq and is a predicted model, not a curated record. The transcript is spliced from 7 exons.